GAGCUUGUGAGUGAGAAGCUGCGGACUCAGCAGAUGAAUAAUGAUCUGGAGAAACUGACCCAUGAGUUGGAGAAGAUUGGACUGAACAAGGAAAGGCUGCUGCAUGAUGAGAACUCAGACGACAGGUUCAAGCUCCUGGAAACCAAACUGGAGUCGACACUGAAGUCAUCGUUGGAGAUCAAAGAGGAGAAGAUCGCCGCCCUGGAGGCCAGACUGCAGGAGUCGUCCAACCUCAACCAGCAACUUCGCCAGGAACUCAAGACGGUGAAGAAAAACUACGAAGCGCUGCGUCAGAGGGAGGAGGAGGAGAGGAUGGUGCAGAGCUCGCCCCCUAGAGGAGGAGAGGAACCCCAGUCUCUCAGCAAAUGGGAGAAGGAAAGCCACGAAGCCACCAGGGAGCUUCUGAAAGUCAAAGACAGACUCAUCGAGGUGGAGAGGAAUAAUGCCACGCUGCAGGCUGAGAAGGUGGCUCUUAGGAGUCAGCUCAAACAGCUGGAGACUCAAAGCUCCAACCUGCAGGCUCAGAUAGUGGCGCUGCACAGACAGACCGCCUCCUUGCAGGAGAACAACACGUCGCUACAGACACAGAACGCCAAGCUGCAGGUUGAGAACUCCACCCUGAGCUCGCAGAGUGCCACCCUCAUGGCCCAGAAUGCCCAGCUGCAGACUCAGCAGAGCAGCGUGGAGGGCGAGCGUGAGGGAGCGCUGAAGGAGAAGGAGGAGCUGAGGGCCACCUACGAGCUGCUCCUCCGCGACCACGAGAAGCUUGCGGCGCUGCACGAGAGGCAGGCGGUCGAGUAUGAGGCACUGAUCGGAAAGCAUGGGGGCCUGAAGACCUCCCACAAGAGCCUGGAGCAGCAGCACAGGGACCUGGAGGACCGGUACAAGCAGCUGCUGCAGAGGAAGGUGGAGCUGGAGGAACUGGAGAAGAAUCUGAAGGAGCAGCAGGAGAAGAUGGCUCUGGAGAAUCAAACACACCGAGACACAGCUGAUCAAUGCAAACUUCUCAAAGAGGAACACGAUAG
Molecule: messenger RNA, 1025 nt
Organism: Paralichthys olivaceus (Japanese flounder)
Lineage: Eukaryota; Metazoa; Chordata; Actinopteri; Pleuronectiformes; Paralichthyidae
Source: RefSeq, a predicted model, not a curated record